CAUGUGCGGCUUAGAUGCCGGAGCCGGGAAGGGGGCAGCCUGACAGGCCGCGGCCGCAGCCUGAAGCUGGGGGUAGCGAGGGCCCGCAAGGCUUGGAGCGGGUGCUCCUGACCAUCUAUCUCACCCAUUUACUUUACGUUUACUACCUGGUUUUCAUAUUUUACUUGGCUUGAUUUGAUCUUGAGUAAUGACGGACCAGUCCGCUCUACUCCUCAGGAAACAGCUGGCAGCAGUGAGAGUUGAUGGUAAGCAUUCGGUCGGCAUUAAAAUACUGCAAUAUACGUCAAGGCAUGUUUUCGUUCGAUUCCUUCUAUUACCACGAACUGCAGUGGGUAAUAUGCUGGAAUGAACUAAAUAAGAAUCCAGUGGAUGGAUUUUCUGCUGGACUAAUAGAUGAUGAUGACAUAUACAGAUGGGAGGUAGUCAUCAUUGGCCCGCCAGAUACUCUUUUUGAGGGUGGAUUCUUCAAAGCUCAUCUGACUUUUCCUAAUGAUUACCCUUUGCGGCCUCCAAAGAUGAAUUUCAUCACAGAAAUAUGGCAUCCAAAUGUUGCCAAGAAUGGUGAUGUGUGCAUUUCAAUUCUGCAUGAGCCAGGUGAGGAUAAAUUUGGUUAUGAGAAACCUGAGGAGCGUUGGCUGCCCAUUCACACUGUAGAGACAAUUCUCAUCAGUGUCAUCUCUAUGCUAGCUGAUCCCAACAGUGACUCGCCCGCUAAUGUUGAUGCUGCAAAAGAAUGGCGAGAUGAUCCUAAUGGUGAAUUUAAGAGGAAAGUUGCUCGGUGUGUAAGAAAAAGCCAAGAAAUGGCAUUUGAGUAAAUUUUUCCUCCAAUUUUGUGGGGUAGCUGAAACAAGAACUUUGCCUUUACCUGUUCUUACUGGUCACUGGCCAUAACAUCAAUGCAGCCUGCAGCUAAGAAUUCCAUGCUGUAGAGCUUGGAUAGACGAGAAUUCCUCUUCUAGAGAGAGAUGCUCAUUGCUAAGAGCUCUUGAAAGAAAUGUGGCUUUCCGUUUAAUGCAACAAAAAAAAAGUUCAAAUUACCUUAAGUUUCAUCUCAGUUAUUUUCAAAUCGUGCCGUGAAUUAUGUUUAUUUAUUUGAAAGAAAUCAGACUGCUUAUGAAAGUGUCGUGUUAAACAAGGCUUACUUUUGUAUUUCUGAAAGUUGCUGCUCUGCCUAAAGCAAAUAUAAUCUAUAUACUUUGGGAAUGGUUUGUGACAAACUAGUUCACCGAAUCAUUUACAGUAAUGUAGCAUGUAACUUUUUUGAUUUUUUUUUUAGUUUAACAAUUUUAAAAAAUAAUUCAGGUACAGUACAGUAAUAGUAUUCAAGGCUCAGUGGGAAAAGAAAAGGGAUGGUUAAAAAUGCCUUCCCUGAUUUUCCUUUUAAGCCAGUUUUGGUGCUGUAGCAAUUUCAGGAAAUACAAAAACAGUUCUGGUUACUGCAUUUGCCAUUCAUUUGAAAACUGUAUGAUUCAAUGCAAAACUUAUUUUUGAAUAUAUUAUAAGGAGCAGCUAAGAGUUUGGGGUGUUAUUAGCUGUUUUCUUGCUGCAAAGUAUGAAGAUUGUAAAAGUAUUCAGCUUUAAUUUUUAUAAACUAUUUCCACAUUUGAUCUGAGCCUAAUAAACCGAAUUUAUUUUAGAAUCUGGCUGAUUGUGUAACUAAUAGUUCUGUCUGUCAUAGUCAUAAAAUUACUAAUGUAACAUGACAGACAAAACAAAAGGCAUAUGUUAGUUAUACAAGCUAAAUAAUGAAAUUUCAAAUCAAAUAAUUUUCUUAAAUUCAAAUUAAUUUAUCCUCCUUAGUUUAAAAAAUUGAAUCCUUCAAAACACUGGCUCUUAUUUUCUUUCAGAAACUUGAACUAAAAAUUGUUCACUUAUUUCUUAAAAACUGAUUGCUGUUGCAACUAUAAUAUUAGCCAGAAAUGGCAUUGUCUUGGUUUUCAGUAGAGCAUCAGCUUGGUAACAAAGCAAAAGGUUGUGGAUUCAAGCCCUAUUCUUGGAUUUGUGGCUAGAUAAUCUUGGCUACGAUUUCAGUCCACUACCAAGACAAUACUAUAUUAGCAAAAGGACUUUCCUUUAGAUGUAACAUUAAACCGAGAAUCCAUUUACCCAUUUCACUGGUUCAGUUGGAUGUUUUAAGACCAUGACAUUUGGAAUAAAGCAUUUUGAUGGUCAAGUCAAUGCUUCUCUGAACCAACACCACUGCAGCAGAUUGACCAGCUAAUCAGCUCGUUGCCAUUUGAGAUCUUGCUUAUGCAAAAUAAGCUGCCAUAUUUGCAUUCAUAACUAUUUCAAAGAACUUUGUUUCGUGUGAAGUACUUUGGGACAUUUGAGACAUGGCACAGCACAAUAUCAAUGCCAGUUCAUUCAUUCUUUGCUUUUUCAGGUACUGACAGUUUUGUUUCUUUCAAUUAACGUUUUUGGCUCUUGUUAAUUAUCAUCACUUCCACCCUUUGUCCAGUGAUAUUUUUACUCUGAAAGCUCUUCCAUUAACAAAUAUUUAUUUUACCCUUGAUAAUUGUUCAGGCAAGAAAUUGUCUAGUGCUUUUCUUGCAACUUACACUCUUACACUUCUUGGUAGGAUAGCAUCCAGUAUUAUUCUGUUGUAGAUUUUUUUUGCCUUUUGUUAUUUUGUUACUAUGCUCAGUACAGCUCUGAGCUGGUUACUCAUUUCUUAUAAAUUACAUAUAUGCAAUAUUCCACUUUUUCUGUAUAGCAAUGUGUAACUGUUAUAAAUCAUGACAUUUUUCAAAUGUGAACAAAUAGUUAGAAUCUGUGGGACAGGAUAAAUGAGAAUGAAUGAGUUGUUUAAACAGCUGAACUAUAACAAAAGUAAACUGAAUCCCAAAAAUCCAAAAGGGCAGAAACUGCCAGAACUACAUCACAUCCGCCAGCUUCUGAAGAGAUGAUAGUUCACCAUUUCCAUUCAAGUUUACAACAUAGAAUAGGUUAUUCAGUCCAUCAUGUAUGUGGUGGAUCUUUGCCGAAGCAAUACAAAACUAAUCUCAAUGUCCUACUCUUUCCUAAUUGUUCUAUAUUUUCUUUUUCUUUUCAGCUUAACAGAAAAUUAUUAAAGUUAUAUAAUAGUCCCUGCCUUAAAGACUGACAAAACAUUUCACGCUUUAACAACCCACUGCAUGAAGAAAUGUUGUUUCCUCAGUGACAAUAUUAAAUUUAUAUUCCCUUUUCUGUUUUUCAAAUGCAGAACCCUUCAUAAUUUUAAAACCUCAAAUCUCUGCGCAAUGGAAUGAGCGAUAUCUCAAGCCUCGAUAACUACUUUCAUCGCAGACAUCAUUCUGGUGAAUCUACAUUAUAUAUGCUCUAUCGCUUUGCCAGCUUGUGGUGUCCAAAACGGCACACAGCACUCUUAACUGUGGCCUGACCAAUGUUUGUACAGAUUUACAAUACUUCUUCCUCUCGUACUCUUUGCCCCAUCAUAAAAUUCAAAAUGCAGUUAUCCUAGUUCACAACUGUUUCUACCUAGACUUAAACUUUCAGCUUAUUGAAUUGGAAUUCCAGGAUCUCUACUCAUCCAUGCUACUGAAUGAAUUCCUGUUCCUUGUUUCACUUCCCUGUGGAUAUCAUCUCUCUCGUCCUUUUUAAAUUGCUUCUGGCAAUGUCAGCCAUUCUGGAGUCUUUUAUAAUUCUCCUCCUUGCUGAAGACACAAAAGUAAAGAUUGUGUUUCAUAUGACCAAGUCUAAAUCAUCCCUAUAUAUUAAAGAACAAACAUGUACCCAGAAGUGAUCACUGGAAUCCAAGCAACACUCAUUUAACACAGCUUGGUUUCCUAUCCAACAGCCAUUCCAUACUACUUACUACAUUUUCUCUUGUACUAUACGUCUGAAUUUUUUUCAAACAAGCCUCUUCUCACAUUCUGAAAAUCCAUAUGCACUGCUCCUACUAUAUUUUCUUCAUCCGGUCAUCUCUUCAAAAAAAGAGUCAAACAUGACUUACCUUUACCAAAUCCAUGUUGUCUGUUCUUGAUCAACACAUGCAUUUCUAAAUGCUAAAUGUAAGAGGUUACCCACAACUAACAUUACUGUCCAUUUACAUGGUUUAUCUUUCUUGAACAAACAUUGGGUACUUUUCAGUCCCAUGGUACAAUUUACAUGAGAACCUAGUAACAUUUCCACUUUAAGUUUAUCUCAUCUUCUUUACAACCAGUUCCAUCCCCUUCUCUACAUUCUCACUUCUACCACCAUUUGAAAUAACUGAUACAAAAUAUUUAAUAUCCCUCUCCUACAUAGCUACAUUCUACACAACUAAACUCUCUCCUUCAUCACCAAGGCUUCCCAGGUGAAGACUUCUUUCAAAACUGGAAACUGGGGUCUCCUUCUAGAGGGAAGGUUAACAUGGGUAAAAGACAUUAAUUAGAACAAGCUGGUGAUACAAAAUAUUCUCAAUGUGAAAAAAAAGCUUCAAAGUGAAAUGGUCAAAUUGUGCGUUUGUAAAGCAUGUUAGUACUGAGAGUAUUGGUAUCACCAGACAAACCAAAUCAUUACAGAUCUGAAAGGUUACAAAAUACCUUAAGCGCCUGAAUUAUACCAAUGGUUUCUAUCUAUUCUAACUUAAUUCAUCUCCUGGCAGCUAGUUUCUAAUUUUUUUUUAGUACACAAACUUACAGCAAAGUGUUUGUCCCACAGGUAACAACUUGCAUAUUAUACUGGGAAUUUGUCUGGGAGAACUACAGGUACAAAACCAAUCUGAGGCAUAGAUGACUGGAUUAGCAACAAUCUCAGUGAACUCUUCUGCAUCCCUGCUUCUCCCCAGUGGUAGUCACAGUGCCUUUAGCUGCUUAAAUCCCACUGUCUGGAAUUUCCUUCCUAAACCCUUCCAUCUCUCUCAAAAUCCUCCUCAAAGCCCACUUCUUUAAGGUUUUGAAUCAAUUCUCUGACUUCGUUUACAUUUUCCUUAUACAAAUGAACACCUUGGGACAUUUCCUACAUCAAAAUGCAAGUGUUUCAUUGUAAUCCUUUCUGAGCAGAGGAAUAAGAUUUUCUGACCUCCAGGAUGAUUGUACUUAUUGUGUGAUUCCAAAACAGAAGGUACUCUUAGUUCUUAAGUCUUAAAGAUUAUAAAACCAGCGCUAUUUUUUUUUUGAAAAAAGCAUUUACAUGCAGCAAACCUAUUUGCAAUAAUCAAGUGUAAGUGACAACUGAUAUUACUCUGAACACUCAUACAUGUAACCUUAUGAAAUUUACUCAGCUGGAUAAUGAGGAAUAAAGCUUGUUGCAAUGA
Molecule: messenger RNA, 5236 nt
Organism: Carcharodon carcharias (great white shark)
Lineage: Eukaryota; Metazoa; Chordata; Chondrichthyes; Lamniformes; Lamnidae
Gene: ube2g1b
Product: ubiquitin-conjugating enzyme E2G 1b (UBC7 homolog, yeast)
Exons: 7
Coding region: 243-815 (190 amino acids)
Biological process (GO): proteasome-mediated ubiquitin-dependent protein catabolic process; protein polyubiquitination
Molecular function (GO): ubiquitin conjugating enzyme activity
Source: RefSeq, a predicted model, not a curated record